AUGCCAGGGGGGCAGUACCAGGUGUCCACCAGGAGGAGGACUCUCCACAGCCGCUAUAGCCUGUCAGUCAGCUCGUUAGGUCGGCAGGAUGAGGAGGAGGAUACCCCGCCACCAUGCCUCAGCCCGCUGGAGAAGCUCACCACCAAAAUGUGUCAGGAUGAGCAGACCAUCAAGGAGCUGAUCGUGGGCCGUAGGAUUGGCUUCUACAAGGUCCGUGGUGAGAUCGGCUCUGGAACCUUCUCCCACGUCAAAAUGGCCUUCCACUCCCUCACCAAAGACAAGGUGGCCAUCAAGGUGCUGGAUAAGAUGCGGCUGGAUGUUCAGGCCCAGAGGCUGCUCUCCAGGGAGAUCUCCAGCAUGGAGGCCCUGCAGCAUGCCAAUGUGGUGCGUCUGUACGAGGUGGUCGAGUCACACAGCCGACUCUACCUGGUGCUGGAGUAUGCCGGGGGAGGGGACCUCCACACACACAUCUGCUCCGAUGGCAAGCUGUCAGAAGCCGAGGCCAAGAUCACCUUCGCACAAAUCCUAUCCGCCAUCAAACACAUGCACGACAAAAACAUAAUCCACCGGGACCUGAAGGCUGAGAAUGUACUGUACACCUGUAAUGGCUGUGUGAAGGUGGCUGACUUUGGCUUCAGCACCAGGGUCACCAACUGCAGUGACACCCUGGACACCUUUUGUGGCUCUCCCCCCUAUGCCGCGCCUGAACUCUUCAGGGACGAGUGCUAUGUGGGGCCGCCAGUGGACGUAUGGGCCAUGGGCGUCCUGCUCUUCUUCAUGGUGACUGGCACCAUGCCCUUCCGAGCCGACACCAUGGGCAAGCUGAGGCUCGCUGUUAUAGAGGGGGUCUACACCCUCCCGCCCUGGGUGCCAGGCCCGUGCCAGCGGCUGAUUCGGGGCAUCCUGAAGCCUGUGCCAGCGGAACGCUAUGCGGUGGACCAGAUGCUGGGCUGUGACUGGCUGCUUCCUGUGGAGUACCCGUGGACUGUGGUGCCACCGGUCCCCCUCAACCCUCUGCGCCUGGCGGAUGCAGAGCCUGGGGAGCUGGAUGAUGAGGAGGAGGAGAUCAGGGCCUCCCUGGAGGAGCUGGGUGUCAACAUGGAACACAUACGCAACAACGAGGGCAAGGACAGCCGCAGCCCCAUCACCGGACUUUACCGCAUCCUCUUACACCGCGCCCAGAAAAGGCGUGGCGCUGAGACUGUGCCUGUGGUCGGAGGGUUGGUCCGGGACCCUAAGAGAGAGGGCCUCCGAGCUUACAGAAGUCUGAUGCACUCCUCCAGGUUAUGUGUCCUUCAGUAAGUGACCAGCCUGGACAUGGAUCCUUGUAAGCCUGCUUUAAUCCAUUGAAAAUUCACUCAGGGUCAUACAGCUACAAAUGUUUGUUUGCACUUUGGGAUGAAACUGAACAUGUGUUUUGUGUGAAUGUAACACAGGAACCUCUGUAGAUGAACAGUUGUGGUAACGCACAGAUACUGAAACAUUGGAUUGCUGGUCAUGAUGUCUUUAACAAAGUAAGAUUGUUAUUGGUAAUCUUUUGUGAAGCUGAAAUAGAGGUGUAAAAGUGCCUGAUGAAAUGAGUCCCAUCAAAAUGAAUUUAAAAAGCACCCUUUUUAGUAUAUAAGUGAUACUUAUAUACUUUUAUUCAUAGCACAAUAGAGCGCAUGAAAUAUGAAGAAUGUGCUGAAAGAGCAUUGCUUUUAGACAACUCCUUGGUUGUUUGAUGAAACAUCGAUAGUCUCUGAAAUCAGUAUGCUUGUUUGUCUUCGUGAUGUU
Salvelinus fontinalis (brook trout) is the source of this 1776-nucleotide messenger RNA. RefSeq names its product NIM1 serine/threonine protein kinase (gene nim1kb). Gene Ontology annotation, cellular component: cytoplasm. Gene Ontology annotation, biological process: intracellular signal transduction; protein phosphorylation; microtubule cytoskeleton organization. Lineage: Eukaryota; Metazoa; Chordata; Actinopteri; Salmoniformes; Salmonidae. Gene Ontology annotation, molecular function: ATP binding; protein serine/threonine kinase activity; tau-protein kinase activity. The transcript is spliced from 3 exons. The coding region runs from base 1 to 1302 and encodes 433 amino acids. The record is from RefSeq and is a predicted model, not a curated record.